CCGGGGACCUAUCUUCAUUCUCAACCUUUAUCGCAGCGCUUUAUUCCCUUGGACCCAUCCCUUGCCCUUUUCUCACCUGGAACCUACUCCCACCCCAAGAUGCCAUUCUACAUCAUCCACCACUCCACUCCUCUCUCAAAACCACAGUGCGCCGCCAUCGCGUCUCACAUCACCACCACGCACUCGGAGCGCUUCACAGCCCCGCGCCACUUCGUGAACGUCAAGUUCGAAUACCAAGACCCUGCCAUCGAGCCACCCACAUACGUAGGCGGCAAGCCAAGACGCACAAACUACAUCUUCGCACAUGUGCGCGACGGCGGCUCGCGCACAGCGGCGGAUUUCAAUGGCGUCGCGGCAGAAAUAAGCCAGUUCUGGGAUACCGAAAUCGCGCCUCAUCUAGCGCGUUCGACGGAGGAGGAGCGGGUGACUGGCAAGGGGGCGCAUGUGCCGGAGGAGGAGCGGGAGGUGAGUUGUGUUGCAUAGUGAUUGGGAAUCUGGGGGAGACGUGCUAAUAAGAGUGUUAGCUGCAUGCGGUUUUUAUGCUAGGCGAUAUCGUGGGCGGGGUAGAAGCGGGAUUUAGCAUUCCCGCGGCCGGGGAGGAUGUUGCUUGGAU
This is a messenger RNA of Pseudovirgaria hyperparasitica, 613 nucleotides long. RefSeq lists its product as uncharacterized. Bases 100 to 483 code for a protein of 127 amino acids. NCBI's taxonomy places the organism in Eukaryota, Fungi, Ascomycota, Dothideomycetes, Acrospermales, Acrospermaceae. The transcript has a single exon. The record is from RefSeq and is a predicted model, not a curated record.